GAACGUCCACGGUCACAAACCUCAGCAGCGACAUGCGCGCCAGAGAACGCAUGAACUACUCGCCUCGGGGCUUUCCUCGUAUCCUCGAAUCAGUCUCCAAACUCCGCAAUCGGCGCUUGCCAAACUGCUACCCCAAGUACGUUUUCGGCUGGGCCAUCAGCGGCGAAGAGCUGGAAAGGGUCUCCGACGAACUCUUCGGUCUCGAUGCGCCUUCCAGCACAAUCAUCACCUACUACUAUGACCGCUGGAGAGAACGUGCGGAUGCCCGCUUCAAGUUCAAGCAUACGUUGUAUGCCAACGUCGAGACCAUGGCUAAUGACGAGCUCUUCUACAUCACUUCGAACGAGACGGAGGAGAGCUUGGCGAGGGCGAGUGACGAAGAGUUUGUUAAAAUGGCAAUGGAGGUCCUGCAGACAGAAGAGAAGGGGAGGUGGUUCCACUUCGACCUAUUCUGAGUCUUUCCACGCACCCCGUAUAUUCCUGUCUACCGUCUUGUCCGGACUCUGGAAGGGGAAUCUGUACUAUAGAUGAUUUCGCGUUUUGGCCUGGGUCGCCAACAGUCGAGACUUGUAGCGAUCACUUCCUCUCGUGAAUAUCUGACAGUAAGUUGC
Schizophyllum commune H4-8 is the source of this 611-nucleotide messenger RNA. RefSeq lists its product as uncharacterized. The transcript is spliced from 3 exons. Bases 33 to 455 code for a protein of 140 amino acids. NCBI's taxonomy places the organism in Eukaryota, Fungi, Basidiomycota, Agaricomycetes, Agaricales, Schizophyllaceae. The record is from RefSeq and is a predicted model, not a curated record.